Molecule: messenger RNA, 2875 nt
Organism: Triplophysa dalaica
Lineage: Eukaryota; Metazoa; Chordata; Actinopteri; Cypriniformes; Nemacheilidae
Product: cytoskeleton-associated protein 2
Exons: 7
Coding region: 181-1962 (593 amino acids)
Biological process (GO): negative regulation of microtubule depolymerization
Cellular component (GO): microtubule cytoskeleton
Source: RefSeq, a predicted model, not a curated record
CGCCAAAGUCAAAUCAGUUUCAAACGCUGCACGCCGUCGUGUUUGGACGAUCGUUCUUCUCGCAAACAUUCCUGAAUUAAACUCAGGUUUUGACAUUUGAUUUACCCGAUUGUUUUAAGACAUCUUAGAUUAAGGAAGAUCAACAUACCAGAGCUGUGCUUGCACUGUUAAAAGCAAAUAAUGGAGCAAGUAGUAAGAAAGAGUAACAAGGAGAACUCCAAACCAGUUUAUGGCUCAAGAAAACAGGGCAUCAGUACCACCGCCUCAAAACAAAGAGUAUUGUGUAAAUCUACACUCCUUCAAUCUAAGAAUGGUAAGGGAGAUCAUUCUGGAAAAGGAGAGAAGGAAAAAGACGCAAGGCCAAAGACAAGCACCAAUGAUGCCAACCCAACCAAACGGAACACGCUAAGUCAGGCCUUCCGUACCCAGCAAUCUGUUAGAACCAGAAAGCUUGUGGAAGAAGUUCAAAAACAACCUACUACACUCCAGAAAUCCAAACCUGGUACCUACAAAGGCCGUGUGAUAGAGUCUAAAAUAGACUGUUUCAGAAAACCCAGUGGUGAUGUGAAGACCACAGAAAUUAAAGCGAUUUCGAAGGCAGAUCUAACCAAAGUGCCUAAAGUCAGAUCUAAGUCUGUCACCUCCCUGUCAGCAUCCAUACGACCAACACUCAACUCUGCUUUUCCAUCAAGACCGAAAUCUGUGUCUGAUGUUCCUCGGCAGGUUGCAGAAAAACCAGUCCAGAAAUCUGUUUCCCAAAAACAGAUCCCACUGAAGGUUCCAGGCUCCGUCCGUCCAGCAGGUCCCCGCCAGGUACAUGCUCCUCCCAGGACAGCCCCUCUAACUACAGGGCGCUUGGUCACCAGCAAACCAAUUGCCUCAAAGCAGAAUGUGGUGGUGGUACAGAGGGCUAAACCCAAACCUGCUGUGGCAAACACUGAACAGAAAGUCGGCAGGCCCGUCACCAGUACAAUCAGCAAGUACAGGAUGCAAAUGGAGACGGCUGAUGAAAGAAGGGCAAAGCUUGCAGACUGGCUGGCAUCAAAGGGGAAGACUAUAAAGAGGCCUCCAAUUUCAGAAACGUUGCCUAACAAUUCACGCAAACCAGUUCCACUGUCCAAACCUGGACCCAAGUCCACCAGCUUUGUCAAGCAAAAGCCUGUUACCCAGCCUGAGUCUGUAAGACCAGCUCAUGAAAAGACGCCAGACAGCCAGAUCGAUGAUAUUAAAGUUUCUGAGAGCAAACCAGUACAGUCCAACAGACAAAGUAAUAUUUUGAAUACCACACUAGAUUUGCUUGACAACAGCGAUAUGGAUCUGCCGGUCAACCCAGAGAUCAGGAUGGAGUCUGUUGUACUUAACUUGUGUGAUAAAUUGGAGGCAAUGGAAACACCAUCAUCAUAUACAGAGACUGAUGAGUUGGAAGGUGAAAGGAUGGAAGUGCUUGUAGAGUCCCAGGAAAUUGACAAUGUGUUUGAAAUUGUGGAGGAGGAAGAACGGGAGGAAGACGAAAGCUAUAAGGAGGCUGCUGUAAAGCAUGAAGACAAAGAAGCAAAAGAAAAGAAGCCAUAUGAGAGUGAGGACAGUGAGGAGGAGAUAAGUACCACAACUCCAGAGAUGGAAGGGGCUUCCAUUGUGAAGUACAGUGUGAAAACAACUCCAUAUCUUCAAAGUGUGAAAAAGAGAAUCGAAUGCCAAUCUGCUCCAGGCAGCGGCUCACGCCACAGAAGCACUAUUAAGGACCUGAAGUUCUUUACACCUGUGCGACGAUCUACACGCAUCCAGCGCAAGUCCUCACGUCUGCCAGGUAUGCUGAAUGACCACGACACUUGUGUCUCCUCAUUGGCCGAGCUGGUGCAACUGGAAGAUGCAGAUGCACAUGCAUACAUCUACAGAAAAAACCCCGCCCUGAUGGAGGACCUUCCUGAUCACCCUGUAUCCAUUGGAAAAGUUUGCAGUUAAGGACUGUAAGCUGAUCUAAUAUUUAGAAAGGGUCACUUGAGUUGUGAACCUAAGAAUCGGACUCAUUGCACAUGUAAUGCUCACAUCGUAACCAUUUUAGUUGUUUCACGUCCUCCCCUUGUAUAUCUAAGAAAAAACGUUUUUAAAGCUGUUCUUGCACCUCAGACAACAAGGUCACAUCUAUAAAUGUAUUAUUGAUAGUUAGAAAAAGAAAUUCAAGAGGGGUGAAAGCCUAACAGAAAAAUAUCACAAAUAACCACAAUGACAGAAUUCUGUUGUUAAAUAACAAAUUAAAAACAGAAGUACCAUAACACUCUGGACAUGUUGUAACACUAUUAAUAAUUAAAUUUUGUAAUAUUUAUGUGUUUGUUGCGUUGGGCUGCUAUAUAGAAUAAACUGUUAACCGUAUUAGUAGGCUGAACAGCUAAAGGAGAAUAAUAUAAUUUAUGAGCACUAUUUGUGAAAACCUCUACUGUAUCUAUGCCAUGUUAACAUGAAGGUCAGAGGUUUCUGUGUGUUACUGACUCAUUGUGGAUGUAAUAGCUAUUUUGGGUACUUUAUAACAUUAACAUCAAAUUGUGUUCUUUAUUGUAAAAUAGGAUUCUUGGAAGUUUUGGUUAGAAAAGAUAAGUAUCAAAAGAAAGAACAGAGAAUUGUUUUACCCACAAACAUAAUCUCUUUAUGUACUCAACGCUACAGUUGUUACUGAUCAUUUUGUAUUUGUGCAAUUUCUUCCUGAACAUGCAAUGAAAGUUUAACAUUUGAGCUCGUUUAUUAUUAUCUGUAAAGAAUUCCAUUAAUACUUCAUUAUUGACUAUGUCUUUUUAAAGGCAGGAGCAUUUGCUGUAUUUUAAUUUGAACCAAAAACAUGUUUUAUGCACCAUGAAUGUUAAUAAAGUGUUUCUGAGUGUUC